This is a messenger RNA of Anopheles darlingi, 1805 nucleotides long. Its product is annotated as serine protease 53-like. Gene Ontology annotation, biological process: proteolysis. Gene Ontology annotation, molecular function: serine-type endopeptidase activity. The record is from RefSeq and is a predicted model, not a curated record. NCBI's taxonomy places the organism in Eukaryota, Metazoa, Arthropoda, Insecta, Diptera, Culicidae. The transcript is spliced from 6 exons. Bases 30 to 1727 code for a protein of 565 amino acids.
UGCGGUAGCAUCGUUAGACAAUAAACGUGAUGUACCAUGUGUUGCAAUGGUUUUCUGUUUGCUUGGUAGUGCUAGUGAACUGUGGGUUUGCACAAGAAGCUCCCUUAUUCUUUGACCAACCACCGGAUGAUGAUUACUAUAGAAGAACGAAUAUGAAAGAUUGUCCGAAACGUUUUUACUGGGGUAGAAACGAUCCUCUAGGUGGUGGUGGUGGAUAUGGCGGAACUCGUGUACUGCGAGGCGAGUUCCAGCACAUGGUAGCCCUUGGAUGGACUAGACCUAGCGGAAAAAUUGACUAUCUUUGUGGGGGUAGUUUGAUCACCGCAGCAUUCAUACUCACUGCCGCACAUUGUAGUGUUGACCACGAUAAUAUUCCUCCCGAUACGGUACGAAUUGGCGACACAGAUCUUGGUAGCCCAGAAGAUGAUGAAUUUGCUCAGCAGAUCGCGAUCCGCGUCAUCACGGUACAUCCUCAGUAUCGCGGAUCCCGUAAAUAUUUUGAUAUUGCGUUGAUUGAGCUGAUCAAACCUGCCAAAUUCAGUGCGGCAGUAUGUGCGGCUUGCUUGUGGCAUGAAGAAGAAUUACCCGGCGAACGUAUGGAUGCCGUUGGAUUCGGCGUAACCGGUUUUGGGGAAGACCUCAGUCCCACCUUACAGCGAGUACAGCUAGAUAGAAUAGCGUUAACAAGAUGCUCUGAACGCCUUACCAUUAACCGACGCCAGAUGCCUGAAGGAUUGCGAUACGAUCAGUUUUGUGCCGCUGGAAACAACAUGGAUACUUGUGAAGGAGAUUCGGGGGGACCGAUAGGAGUGAAGCGCCUCGACGUUGGAGGUGACAUCAUUUCAGUAAUUGUGGGAAUCGUUUCGUUCGGAACACCUUGUACUGCAGGAUCUAUGGGAGUUUAUACUCGGGUCGCUGCCUACAUUGAUUGGCUGGAGCGAGAAACCAAUAAAUCGCUUAGCUAUGGUGCUUGCACGAAGGGGAUCUAUUGUCCUGGAAGGUUAAAAAAUGGAACAACAGUUUUGUAUGGAAGAGGAUUUUACAGAACUCGCUAUGGAUUGAUCUGGGAUAAGGAAGAACCUUCAGAGUUUGAAUGUGGAGCUACACUAAUCGACUACAAAUUUUUGCUAACCUCGGCUCACUGUGUAACAGCACGCAGAGAGCAUCCUAAGUAUGUGAAUUUUGAUAGUGACUUAGGCACGGAAAGAGUUGCUAUUACGGAUGUAUAUGUAGCACCACGAUAUAGACCAGGACGUCCGGAGAACGAUAUCGCUCUCGUGAAGGUAGGAAGGUUCAUCAACGCCGAUUAUUUCCGUCCUGUUUGCCUCUGGGAUCGCAGGAUCUUGGGGGAAUGGUCAGGAGUACCAGUGUUUCGGGCGUAUGGGCCCUUUGCUCGAAGCACUGAUCCAUUGUUACUGGUAAAUGGAACAAUUACAAUUCGUGGCUCGAAUGGAAGGAAUUGUCGCAUCACCAAUGACCCCGCUAGUGAUUUAGUUUGCUACAACAAUAAUGUCAACAUGAUGCCGGGCGUUUGUUCGGUCGAUUAUGGUGCCUCCGCAGUAAAUGGAUCGAUACGAAUGAUGCCUGCCUACACGUUUGGUGUUAUAUCGGCUAUGACUAAGGAUUGUGGUUCCAACUUAAUUGUUACUGAUAUCACUCCACAUAUCGAUUGGAUAGAGGCAAUCAUCGUAGGACGGCGUGAUAAAGUGCAUAUAUUCUCCGAUUAGAAGGAAUACAGAAUAUGUUCAACUGGUUUAAACAUUACACACAAACCGAUUUCAUACAAACUUUAUGAUACCGAGUGG